AUGGGAACGGAUGGGAGGAAGGGUAUCCCUUUCCAGUACAAAUUCACGGUACUGUUCCCACUAGGCAUCUCAGAUGAUGAAAAGGUCAACAUGAAAGUACGACGGGAACAUCGAACCUAUGGCGAUAUACUUCAGACGAAUUUUAUUGACAGUUACCGUAAUCUCACGCUAAAGACGUACUCGUACUCAGAUUAUGUACGGCAGAACUGCAUGAACGUGAAGGCAGUACUGAAAGUAGACGACGAUCUCGCGUGGAAUGUCGAUAAAAUGUUCAAUUACCUGUCGGAAAUUGACACUACUGGCAAUGUUCUCUACUGUCGAUCUGUGAAGGAUCCACUCGUAAAUCGUGAUGGCCGAGAACGGUGGCGUGUAUCAAAGAGCGAAUAUCCAUAUAAGUACUUUCCCGAGUACUGCCUGAGUCCUGUUUACGCGGCUACACCAAUGACAAUAUCAGCGUUGGCCGAAGCCACCAGCACCGUACCACAUCUCUGGGUAAUUACUUUUUUUCAAGAUGUUUUGAUAUUUUCUCAGCGCUUGACGAUGUCUGGAGUCUUGGAAUCGUAG
Messenger RNA from Ostertagia ostertagi, 564 nucleotides. Lineage: Eukaryota; Metazoa; Nematoda; Chromadorea; Rhabditida; Trichostrongylidae. The record is from the annotation of a GenBank genome assembly.